Molecule: messenger RNA, 2368 nt
Organism: Strongylocentrotus purpuratus (purple sea urchin)
Lineage: Eukaryota; Metazoa; Echinodermata; Echinoidea; Camarodonta; Strongylocentrotidae
Gene: primpol
Product: DNA-directed primase/polymerase protein
Exons: 11
Coding region: 171-2147 (658 amino acids)
Biological process (GO): error-prone translesion synthesis; response to UV; replication fork processing
Cellular component (GO): mitochondrial matrix; nucleus
Molecular function (GO): DNA-directed DNA polymerase activity; chromatin binding
Source: RefSeq, a predicted model, not a curated record
ACGACGUCACACAAAGGCGCGAACGUGGGACAGUUUCAAAACAAAGUGGAAGGUUUGCACAUGACCUAGACAUCACGAUAGUAAUGUUACGUAAUGUUUCAUACAGAUAACUACUUAACAUAGAUUGAAGUUUGAGAAGAGUUAAGUUCAGAACAUUGCUACCAUCUACCAUGUCUACAGUGCCGCCGCUUUCUAUUUUACGAGAGAGAAAAUUGAAGCAGAAAUUAUGGCUGGAAAAGGUGAAGAAACUUGAAGAAAAGGAGAUAUGGUUGAAAGAACAUCCUCUUAUUCCAGAAUAUAAACCAAGGUUAUCAGAGCCUUCUCCAUUCUGGCUGGUGUUUUUCAGACAGAAGCAAGCAUUUGAAUGUACAACUGCUCACCCUCAGGAUGUACACACCUUUGCCUUUGAACCAGAAAACCUGCAGACCUCCGCCGGAAAGGGUCUCCGAAAAUAUCUUGUAACCAGCUACUCCCAGCUCUGGCAUACGGUCAAGUCGUUGGCCCACAGUGAUCACCACGGCUCCUUCUACGAGAUCAUCCCAGAGGGGGCAGCCUGCAAGCUUUAUUUUGAUUUGGAGUUUAGACGAGAUUUGAACCCUUAUGCUGAUGGUGGUGCUAUGGUCCAGACUCUGAUUAAGUUUGUUUGCUUCGAGCUUCAGAAGUUUUACAAUAUCCACUGCAGUGAAAGUCAUGUGAUCAAUUUGGAUGCCAGCACGGUGUCAAAGUUCAGUUGUCACCUGAUCUUCAACAUACCAGGUGCCAUCUUUAAAGAUAAUGUUCAUGCAGGAAACUUUGUGCGGUACCUAUGCAGGAGAAUAAAAUCUUACUGUAGCACUCCAGAACAAUCUUCGAAUGACCGAUCGACCUCCAAGGAAGCUGAGACUCGUGAUCUUCAUGUCAGUGAUGAUAAUGGAUCCCCACAUAGCGACAAUCAAGAACCUCCAACAAAGAAGAGUAGAUGCGAGACAUCAGAUGAGAGGAGUAACCAUGGUAACCGGAUGACGAGGCAACCUUGCCAUGAAGCCAGUGAUCCAGGAGAGUUCAGUGAGGAAGACAAGUUGACGACCUUGUACAUCAAUGUACCUGAUGGAGGAAGAGAGUUGUUUAUUGAUACGGCUGUGUACACUCGCAACAGGAAUUUUCGGCUCUACAAGUGCGUUAAGCUCGGGAAGUCAAAUCCUCUUCUGGUUGCCGCGGACAACAGAUACCAAACAAAGAUGAAUUCCAAGAAGAAACCUGUAAGACCAGGAGGGGAGGAGUACCAGCUCUUUCUGGAUUCAGUCAUUACGCACGUCAAAUUUGCACCGUAUACAAGAGUGUUGACGUGUGAGGGAAAGGAAGGCUCUGCAAAACGGCAAGUUCAAUAUGAUAGUAGCACGACAUCGAGGAGGGAAGAGCGUGCAGAGACAACAGAGGGGUACCAGACAUCCCCCUUCCCGGAGAUCGACUCAUACAUCAGGGUGUACUGCAUCUCAAAAGGGGGAAUGGCAGGGGAGAUCAGGAGAUGGACCUAUUUCUCAGAGGCUCAGCUCCUGGUGUAUGACGUCGUCAAGAACAGGUGGUGUGAGAAUAUUGGCAGACAGCACAAGAGCAACAACAUCAUGAUCUUGGUGGACUUGAGGAGAGGGGUCUACUACCAGAAGUGCCACGACCCCACCUGUCGAGCGCAAGGCUACAAAUCCGACGAUCACCUUGUACCUCCAGAGCACCUCCCUUCCUUCACCGACUGGGACGAGGAUGAAUUGAUCAACGUCUCCCUUCGAGUAGAAGAAGAUGCAAGGUCCAACGAGAUGAAUCAGAACAGCUUUUGCUCUGACUUUGACAGUUUCCAUGAUGACGGUGCCGAUGAGGAGCUGAUAAAGCUGGGUGAGAGUUACGAUGCACCUGAAAUGAGCGAUGAUGGCAGGUCUGUACACCGGACAGGGAAUGAUGAAAAAGGGCGUGGCAGUACCCCAAGAAGAAAAUCGGGAGGGGAGGAGCUGAUCCAGCUUGCCAAGAGUAUUGAUGAUGAUGAUGAUUGCGCAUCAGGAGGGAGUGUGGGGCGGAAGGGAGAAGUUGAAGAGGAGAAGAGGACUUCAGGGAAGGGUGAGGAUGGGUGGGAGGAUCAUAUCACGGAUGAUGAGCUGAUGAGGAGUUUCCAGGAAUGAUGCAGGAGGGUCUGGUAACCAUAAUUACUACACCGCUGAGCUCUGGCAAUAGCUUUCUUCAUUUGCUAUAGAUCAAAACCUUGAACUGCCAUGUUUGGAGAAAGUGGUACAAAUAGACUUGUCGCUGUCCAAUGUCUGUUGCAAUAGUCUGCUGAAGCUGGUAUCAUGUUAAAGGGCAAUCCUACCCUUGUAAUAAGUAUAAUUGUAUGAAAGCAGAAAAA